Sporisorium graminicola is the source of this 1995-nucleotide messenger RNA. RefSeq lists its product as uncharacterized. NCBI's taxonomy places the organism in Eukaryota, Fungi, Basidiomycota, Ustilaginomycetes, Ustilaginales, Ustilaginaceae. The record is from RefSeq and is a predicted model, not a curated record. The transcript has a single exon. Bases 1 to 1995 code for a protein of 664 amino acids.
AUGGGUCUCAUCAACCUCGUCCUCAAAGCCGUCAUCCUCGUCCUCGACCUUCGCGAUACCUACCACGCGCUUGAUACGGUCAAGCUCGACGAAAUCGCACGCAGUGAGCGCCAGGUGCUUGUUCGCAACGCACAAGACGGCACCAAGCAGUUGGCCACACGCAAACGCGUCGGCACUUCGAAACGCAAGGCAGCUGUCAGGUCGGCGCUCACCACCGUGCUCGUUUGGAAUCUGUUCAACAAACUCGAGCCGCUCUGCGAUCGCACCAUCGCCUGGUUCGUGCCGUUCUAUGACACGUUCAAGACACUCUUACUCGUCUGGAUGCUCUUCACCAGGAGCUACGGCGCUUCCAUCCUCGUCUUUCGCAUUUUGGCCCCCAUCAUUCGGCCAUAUGAGCCCGUCUUUGAUGCCAUCUUCGUCCUGGCGUUGGCAUUGUCCAUCUGGAUCUCGAAGCUUCUUGCACCGACCGCAGCGAAAUGCGCGAAACUUGCGCAUAAUCUUCGGUCCACCUUGCAGCAAAACGCCGGAUCCGAUGCCAUACCACCGGCGCCCUCACUAGUGCCUGCACCAUCCAGUCAAGGCAGAGCUCCUCAACGCAAGGCUUCCGCCACAUCGAUCCGAGGCAAAGCAGGAAAGAGGCCACCACCGCCGCCAUCACCACCUGCUUCCAACAAAAUAUCUCCAGCUUCUGCAGCAGCAGCAUCCUCUGCAGGCAAGAGUAACCCACAGCGCCAAGCCAACAUUGCCGUAGCAAAGGCACGCCAGGUGCUUCCGGGCAGGGCUUCCAAUGGCAGCCUUGCCGCAACGCGACGAGUGCUGCAGGAGCUCCCUGUUCCCAGUCACGCUUUCGAUUCGGUCAAAACGCAAGCAGGUCCGUCAGCCUCAUCUCCGGCCCCGGAAACAAACAACGCCACCUCCGGCCAUGCUGCUUCGGGCAGCGGUAACAAUGCUAUGGCUGUCAAGACAGAGCCAUCCGAUCCCACCUUUGCCCCUUCAGCCGCAACUCUGGGCGCACCACCUACACCGCCAACCGGCCUUCAGAACUACGCCUUCAUUCCGGGGCUGACACCUCAGCGAUCCGGACCCGCCUCGUUCGCAUCGCCUACGCCACACUUUCCUGGUGGAUUUGCCUUUUCGGCUGCAGCUUCGACCAGCGCCAACCGUUUUCAGGCGUCAGCUCGAGUUCCGCUCACAACACAGAUGGCCCCUCUGUCUCUUGCUUCCCAAAUCGCGGCCCCGCUGGGAGCACCACACCUACGCGGAUCGCCCAAUGUUGUAUCGGACAGUAUACCGACACACGAGAGCGUCACUUCUGCCAAGGAUGACCGCAUCGUGCCACCACCAUUUCAAGCUGCAGUUGUCCGCAAGGUGGCAUCCCAGCGCUCACUCAAGAGCAAGGCUGCUAAGAGCACGCAACAAAACGGCAACAAGGCAGCGACCGUCUCGAACGAUAGAAAGCGCGCCCGCUCAGAUGAUGCCUCUGGUGGAGAGGUAGGUGAAUCAGAAGGGCCAGCUUCGAGCUCGUCUUCGCCCAGGAAGCGGGUCAAGUCUGUUGCCGGUCAAGACACAAUCCGCAAGAGAGUAGCUGGCUCUGUGACGGCUGCGAAGGCUCGAACGAAACCUGCGACCUCGACGAACGGUCAGGCUGCAACUUCAGGGGGUAGCAUCGCCACGCGCAAAAGAGAUGGAACAAAUGGCACCACGUCGACGGCGACGCACAAAUCGACGGUGCCUGCUCGGUCGGCUUCUGCAUUAAAAUCGGUGAAUGGCAACACAACAGCAGGAAAGUCUGGCUCAAUCGAGGAAAAAGCAAAGGCUACGACAACUAGCUCAAAAGCCACAUCGGCAAAAGUAUCAGCACAUAGAACGGCGGUCAAGAAAGCGCCCAGCACGAGCAAGUCUCGCAGUAGUUCCACUGAGGCUGCUGGAGGAGCGGAGCAGCCGCCACCGCAGCGCCUUACACGUAGUCGCACCAAGCAGAACCUCCUCGAUUGA